This is a messenger RNA of Ceratitis capitata (Mediterranean fruit fly), 1177 nucleotides long. RefSeq names its product cytosolic Fe-S cluster assembly factor NUBP1 homolog (gene Nubp1). Gene Ontology annotation, biological process: iron-sulfur cluster assembly. The record is from RefSeq and is a predicted model, not a curated record. The transcript has a single exon. Lineage: Eukaryota; Metazoa; Arthropoda; Insecta; Diptera; Tephritidae. The coding region runs from base 153 to 1082 and encodes 309 amino acids. Gene Ontology annotation, cellular component: cytosol. Gene Ontology annotation, molecular function: ATP binding; ATP-dependent FeS chaperone activity; 4 iron, 4 sulfur cluster binding.
UACCGAGAGUAUCGUAGGUGACUCAAUUGAUAACGAUUGCAAUCAGCUGCUGCCAUAAAUUAUCUUAAAAUAUUGGUUUUUGGUGAAAUUCCUGCAAGCUACUGUGUUUUGACAAACUUUAAACAAUAAGUGAAUUAAGGCAAACGCAUUCAAUGGAACCUGAACCCGAAAAUUGCCCUGGCGUGGGUACAGAAAAUGCUGGUAAAUCAAGCGCCUGUGCUGGAUGUCCCAAUCAACGCAUCUGCAGUGACCCCAAUACUAAAAUCGUUGAUCCUGGUAAAGAACUUGUUGCAAAAUCUAUGAGCGAAGUCAAACAGAAACUUUUAGUGCUCUCUGGAAAAGGUGGAGUCGGUAAGAGUACAAUGGUUACGUUACUAUCUCGAUACAUGGCACGUGCAUAUCCUGACCUUAAUUUUGGUGUGCUGGAUAUAGACAUUUGCGGGCCAUCGCAACCCCGCAUGCUUGGUGUUGAAGGUGAAAAUGUACACCAAUCCGGCUCAGGGUGGUCACCAGUGGGCGUUGAUGACAAUUUGUGUCUUAUGUCUAUCGGCUUUUUACUUGGCUCAACAGAUGACGCUAUUAUUUGGCGUGGUCCCAAAAAAAAUAGCAUGAUUCGACAAUUUUUAAGUGAAGUAGAUUGGGGAGCAUUAGAUUUGCUAAUAUUGGACACACCACCAGGCACAUCAGACGAACAUUUAUCGGUCAUUUCAUAUUUGCAUGAUGAUAAUUCAUCGGAUACAUUGCGCGCUAUAAUUGUAACAACACCACAGGAAGUAUCUUUACUUGACGUGCGAAAGGAGAUAAAUUUUUGCAAAAAACAAAAGAUACCAAUUUUGGGAGUAGUAGAGAAUAUGAGUACUUUUCGUUGCGGACAUUGUGGUACAGAGUCUGAAAUAUUUCCAGCAAAAACAGGCGGCGUUGGAGCAAUGUGUGCUGAAAUGGAAGUACCGUAUUUGGGUGCACUACCUCUUGAUCCUCAAGUGACAAAAGCUUGUGAUAAUGGGGAUGAUAUUACUAAUAUGAAAAAUGUUACAACCGAUGCUUUGGGUGAUAUAUGUCAGAAAAUUUAUAGAUGUUUUUAAUUCUUUAAUGUGAUACAAUUAUACAAAUCCAAAAUGAGAUAAAUAAUGCUAGAGGAAUAAACUUCUUUGAAUAUAAAAGUUUUGAUAGAAAUGAU